Messenger RNA from Mauremys mutica (yellowpond turtle), 1674 nucleotides. RefSeq names its product CCAAT/enhancer-binding protein gamma. The transcript is spliced from 2 exons. The record is from RefSeq and is a predicted model, not a curated record. Gene Ontology annotation, molecular function: RNA polymerase II cis-regulatory region sequence-specific DNA binding; DNA-binding transcription factor activity, RNA polymerase II-specific. Bases 557 to 1009 code for a protein of 150 amino acids. Gene Ontology annotation, biological process: DNA-templated transcription; regulation of transcription by RNA polymerase II. NCBI's taxonomy places the organism in Eukaryota, Metazoa, Chordata, Testudines, Geoemydidae.
GCCGGGACUUUCCUCGGUGUUGCGCGUGGAGAGCGUAUGAUGCAAUCUCCAGGCAACUCUCCUCCCCGCUGGGAUGAAGUCAUGCUUGGCACGGAGGAGGGAGCCCGGCUCUGCUCCCCGAGUCCCCCACCACACCUGCUUCCUGAUGGGGGAGGGACAGACACACACACAGCGCCCAUCUCCCUCCCAACCCCGUGGGGCAGCAGUAAGAGAAGGGUGGGGGGAGAGCGAGGGAAAGCCACAGACACACACCCUCAUGCUAGGACAAGAGUAAAUACCGGCAUAGGGAUCAACAGUAAGAGGAUGAUUGGGGCCUAGAGCACAAAGUCGAAUAUUUUCUCCAGAAAGUUUAUUUGUUUGCAAAAUUUAUAGUUGCUGUACACAAGCUUUUAUUGCACCUUUGGAAAUGGAAGAUCCAGUCACUCAAAGACAUCACAAGGUUCAACUUGCCCUUAAUCCAUGUGAAGAUUUGCUGGCAACAUAUUAUAGAAGUUAUUAACAGUUUUUCACCAUCUCUAACAAAUCAUAUUGUGGUGUUAAAGGAGAGUCUGUCCAAAUGAGCAAAACAUCACAGCAGAACACCACUACAGAAGCAAACGGUAUAAGUGUGAUUCACACACAAGCACACACAAGUGGUUUGCAACAGGUUCCUCAGCUGGUGCCAGUUAGUCCUGGUGGUGGAGGCAAAGCCGUGGCUCCAAGCAAACAGGGCAAAAAGAAUUCCUCUGUGGAUAGAAACAGUGAUGAAUAUCGCCAACGCAGAGAGCGCAACAACAUGGCGGUGAAAAAGAGCCGGUUAAAAAGCAAGCAGAAAGCACAAGAUACGCUGCAAAGGGUCAACCAGCUGAAAGAAGAAAAUGAACGUUUGGAGGCAAAAAUUAAGCUCUUGACAAAGGAGCUUAGUGUACUUAAAGACUUGUUUCUUGAGCAUGCACACAAUCUUGCAGACAAUGUGCAACCUAUUGGCACUGAAAACACCACCACAAACCCAGAUAACACCGGACAGUAGACACAAUCUUCAAACUUCAUAACCUCGUGGACUGAACAUUAGAGGUGCAGCCCUCUCUGCACUACUCAUUCAGUACAGAGAAGGAAUGCUGUUCUAACUUUUUAAAGAUCAUUUUGUGGGUAUUUUUUCUCCUUUUAGGUUUAACACUGAAGAUUUGAUACAAAUAAAAUGUAAACUGUUUUGAGUAUGUUUUAAAGUGUUCAAUAUUUUCUGCUCUGAAAGGUUUGGUUAAACAAGUAAAAAUGAUCUAAAUGGACAAAACGAGGAGCCUAAUGUCAGUGAAUUGGAUUUCUACAGCAAUGUACAUUCACCAUCUUAUAUUUUGCAUAUUGUAAGGAGUACAGCUGGGAGGUUUUACUGCAAUACUGAUGGAUAAAUAGAUGAAAUAUCUGUUCAGUACCCUUUAAAAUGUAUUUCUUAAGCAAUCUUUUCUACAUUGUGUAUUACAAAACUUCAAAGGCCAGGGCAGAAAUUUGUUUUCUAAUUUGGUGGGCUACUUCAAAUGUGUAGCACAAGCCCUAUCCAAGAUAAUGUAGAUCUCUCUUAGGGUACGUCUACACUACGGGAUUAUUCCGAUUUUACAUAAACCGGUUUAGUAAAACAGAUUGUAUAAAGUCGAGUGCACGCGGCCACACUAAGCACAUUAAUUUGGUGGUGUGCGUCCA